This is a messenger RNA of Chinchilla lanigera (long-tailed chinchilla), 3225 nucleotides long. It is a transcript of the gene Ints4, whose product is annotated as integrator complex subunit 4. Gene Ontology annotation, cellular component: integrator complex. Gene Ontology annotation, biological process: snRNA processing. The transcript is spliced from 23 exons. Bases 106 to 3000 code for a protein of 964 amino acids. NCBI's taxonomy places the organism in Eukaryota, Metazoa, Chordata, Mammalia, Rodentia, Chinchillidae. The record is from RefSeq and is a predicted model, not a curated record.
CAUUGUGGGAUCGCGGCGGGCUCCCCUCUUUGGACUCUUUCCCGCCUUGCCCCGCUCCCUGCCUCCCUCCUUGUGUACGGAAGCUGAGACGGACCGCCGGCAGCCAUGGCGGCGCACCUUAAAAAACGGGUGUAUGAAGAGUUCACUAAAGUGGUUCAGCAGCAACAGGAGGAAAUUGCAACUAAGAAAUUGCGACUGACAAAACCAAGUAAAUCUGCAGCACUCCACGUAGACCUGUGCAAAGCUGCCUCCCCAGCAGAUGCUCUGCAGUACCUGCUGCAGUUUGCCAGAAAGCCUGUUGAGGCAGAAAGUGUGGAGGGUGUAGUCAGGAUUCUUCUGGAGCAUUACUACAAGGAAAAUGAUCCCUCUGUGAGACUGAAAAUUGCAUCAUUGUUGGGUUUAUUAUCAAAGACUGCAGGAUUUUCACCAGACUGCAUUAUAGAUGAUGCCAUUAACAUACUGCAGAAUGAAAAGUCCCACCAGGUCCUAGCUCAAUUGCUGGACACUUUGCUUGCGAUUGGCACUCAGCUAGCAGAGAACCAAGCCAUCCAAACACGAUUAGUUGAUGUAGCCUGCAAGCACCUGACAGAUACCGCUCAUGGUGUAAGAAACAAAUGCCUGCAAUUACUUGGCAAUCUUGGCUCUCUGGAGAAAAGUGUCACAAAAGAUGGAGAAGGCCUAACUGCCAGAGAUGUUCAGAAGAUUAUAGGGGAUUAUUUCAGUGACCAAGAUCCACGUGUCAGAACAGCAGCUAUUAAAGCCAUGUUGCAGCUCCAUGAAAGAGGACUGAAAUUACACCAAACAGUUUAUAAUCAGGCAUGUAAGUUGCUCUCUGAUGACUACGAGCAGGUGCGCAGUGCUGCCGUCCAGCUCAUCUGGGUUGUCAGUCAGCUCUAUCCCGAAAGCAUUGUCCCCAUCCCCUCCUCUAAUGAAGAAAUUCGCUUAGUUGAUGAUGCAUUUGGAAAAAUCUGCCACAUGGUCAGUGAUGGUUCCUGGGUGGUUCGAGUUCAAGCUGCAAAGCUGUUGGGCUCUAUGGAGCAAGUCAGUUCUCAUUUCUUGGAGCAGACCCUUGACAAGAAACUGAUGUCAGAUCUGAGGAGGAAACGAACUGCACAUGAACGUGCCAAGGAACUUUACAGUUCGGGGGAGUUCUCCAGUGGCAGGAAGUGGGGAGAUGAUGCUCCCAAGGAAGAAAUAGAUACAGGCGCUGUGAACUUGAUUGAGUCAGGAGCUUGUGGAGCCUUUGUUCAUGGGUUGGAAGAUGAGAUGUAUGAGGUUCGCAUUGCUGCUGUGGAGGCCCUCUGCAUGCUGGCCCAGUCUUCACCGUCAUUUGCCGAGAAGUGCCUUGAUUUCCUGGUUGACAUGUUCAAUGAUGAGAUUGAGGAAGUACGCCUUCAGUCCAUACAUACCAUGAGGAAAAUCUCUAACAAUAUUACCCUCCGAGAAGACCAGCUGGACACCGUCCUGGCUGUGUUAGAGGAUUCAUCCAGAGAUAUUAGAGAAGCUCUUCAUGAACUCCUGUGCUGUACUAAUGUUUCAACCAAAGAAGGCAUUCAUCUUGCAUUAGUGGAAUUGCUGAAAAAUUUAACCAAGUACCCUACUGAUAGGGACUCCAUAUGGAAAUGCUUGAAGUUUCUCGGAAGUCGGCAUCCAACUCUGGUGCUUCCUUUGGUACCGGAGCUCUUGAGCACCCACCCAUUUUUUGACACAGCGGAACCAGACAUGGAUGAUCCAGCCUACAUUGCAGUUUUGGUUCUUAUUUUCAAUGCUGCUAAAACCUGUCCGACAAUGCCGGCAUUGUUCUCAGACCACACCUUCAGGCACUAUGCCUACCUCCGAGACAGUCUUUCUCAUCUUGUUCCUGCUUUGAGGUUACCAGGGAGAAAACUAGUGUCAUCUGCCGUCUCCCCCAACAUCGUACCCCAUGAGGAUCCAUCCCAGCAGUUCCUGCAGCAGAGCCUUGAAAGAGUAUACAGUCUUCAGCACCUGGACCCACAGGGAGCCCAGGAACUGCUAGAGUUCACCAUCAGGGAUCUGCAAAGACUUGGAGAACUUCAGUCUGAAUUGGCAGGAGUAGCUGACUUCUCCGCCACCUAUCUUCGCUGUCAACUGCUUCUCAUCAAGGCCUUGCAGGAAAAGCUGUGGAAUGUGGCUGCCCCUUUAUAUCUUAAGCAGAGUGAUUUGGCUUCAGCAGCAGCAAAACAGAUCAUGGAAGAGACCUACAAAAUGGAGUUCAUGUACAGUGGUGUGGAGAACAAACAGGUGGUGAUAAUACAUCACAUGAGGCUUCAGGCCAAAGCCUUGCAACUUAUAGUUACUGCGCGAACUACUCGAGGAGUUGACCCUUUAUUUGGGAUGUGUGAAAAAUUUUUACAGGAAGUAGACUUUUUUCAGAGGUGUUUCAUCGCUGAUUUGCCGCAGUUGCAGGACAGCUUUGUGGACAAACUCCUUGACCUUAUGCCCCGACUCAUGACAUCUAAACCUGCAGAAGUGGUCAAAAUUCUGCAGACCAUGCUGCGCCAGAGUGCCUUCCUGCACCUUCCCCUUCCAGAGCAGAUCCACAAAGCCUCAGCCACCAUCAUUGAGCCAGCGGGCGAGUCAGACAACCCUUUGCGAUUUACAUCUGGAUUGGUGGUGGCUCUGGAUGUUGAUGCAACCCUGGAACACGUGCAGGACCCGCAGGGCACUGUGAAGGUCCAGGUCUUAUAUCCAGAUGGCCAGGCUCAGAUGAUCCACCCCAAGCCAGCAGACUUCCGGAAUCCUGGCCCAGGGCGCCACCGUCUCAUCACUCAGGUGUACCUCUCCCAUACUGCCUGGACAGAACCAUGCCAGGUGGAAGUGAAGCUGCUGCUGGCCUACAACUCCAGUGCUCGAAUUCCAAAAUCGCCCUGGAUUGAAGGUGCUGAGGUGUCACCGCAGGUGGAAACCAGCAUCGAGGGCACCAUCCCCUUCAGCAAGCCUGUGAAAGUUUACAUAAUGCCCAAGCCUGCAAGACGCUGAGUCACAAGCAGUCUUCACGGCCACAGCCCAGGAGGUCCCGCGUAGGUGUCCACGAGCAGAUGCCUGGAGCACUUCACUGAACGUGGCGUGUGGGUAUAAGGAACAUGGGACCCUUACAGUCUCACUUGGUAUCACACACAGGAUAAGUUAUUUUUGCAUUAAAAAACCAAAAACAUUACACUGUACUUCUCCCCACUGCUCAUAAUAAAGUUGAGAAAACACUGA